AGAACCUGCUGCUCAUCCUUCUUUCUCCCGCUCAGCUCUUUCGCGCUCCCCACCCCGAGGAUUGCUUGUCUCUCUCUCUCUCUUUUUUUUUUUUUUUGGAGGAGGAGGGGGGGGUCUUUCUUAAGCAGCAGCGCUCGGCCUCCCCACAUCUUUCCCUCCAACCUCCCCUUCUCUCUUUCUUCCUCCCUCUGGCUCUCCAGUUUUUCCCCCUCGGCUUUCCCGCUCUCAAUGCUGGUGAAAAGAUCUCUCCCUUGAAACAUGAAGGUCCUCAGCUGGGUACGGCUCGCCCUCAGCCAGUGGCUUGUGCGAGAGGUUGUAUGCGCCGAGGGCCAUGUAACCAAGACCUUGAACUAUCUUGAGAUGAGUCCUUCAAGUGUCUUGAAGACUGGACCAUAUGGUAGCUCUUUCAAACCCCACUCACUCAGCCCUGGCCGGAUAUUUUCCAAUGAGCCAUCCAAAGCCAAGCUGGACCCUUUUGGUGGUGCACUGAGCCCAUGGGACUGGACCAAGAAUCAGACAGCCAUGGAGCACUUCAAUCAGCGAGCCAAAAGGAAGCCCUCAAUGAAGGCCGGUCGUACCAAGAAGAUCUUUGGAUGGGGGGACUUUUAUUUCAAUAUCAAGACCUUGAAGUUUAGCCUCCUUGUGACAGGCAAGAUUGUGGAUCACAUCAAUGGUACCUUCAGUGUCUAUUUCCGACACAACUCCUCCAGCCUGGGCAACGUCUCCGUGAGCAUUGUGCCACCCACCAAAGUUGUAGAAUUUGACGUGUUGGUGCCUCCUAUCCCCACCCAACAUCUCCAUCCCCAGCAGUCCACCUUAGCUGAGCCGAAGGAAUCCAAGACCUUCAAUUGUCACGUGGAGUAUGAGAAGACCAACCGGGCACGCAAGAAUAAGCCCUGCCUGUAUGAUCCAUCCAAGAUCUGUUUCACUGAGCAUACACAGAGCCACGCAGCCUGGCUCUGUGCUAAACCGUUCAAGGUCAUCUGCAUUUUCAUCUCAUUCUUCAGCAUUGAUUACAAGCUGGUUCAGAAAGUCUGUCCGGACUAUAACUUCCAGAAUGAGAAUCCCUACUUUGGCUGAUGGGUGGACUGGGCCUUUGAGGGAUGGGGAUGCGGGGAUGAAAUAAGUUGUGAUUUUUAUCAAGCAGAGAGUCAGAACUUUGGAUGACCGGGGGAAGAAAUAUACGAACUCCCUACCAUGCUUGAUAGGACAAAAACAGCUGGUUUGGUUUAGGGACUGGAUCUUGUUCCAUCAGACAUUCUACUUCCAGUAGCCAGUGAAUUUCCCAGGACAUUAGGAAGAUGAAGAGUGGCCAGAGGGACAAUAUUGUUUUCACAACUCAUUCAUCCCCUUUCUGAUGCCAUUUGUGAGCAUCUCAUGGGGAUUCCCUGCAAGAUGAAGAAAUAGCUUGCUGUGGCUGUAUCUCUUUUGUGCAUACAUAACCCCUGCUGCUUUGGUAGGGUUCUUACACUGACUACACAUCCCUCAGGAUCAUACCUCCCAGAUGGAAUGUGAAGGUUCAGGUAGCAGUGACAGAUAUCUCUCUUCCUCAGGCUAAGUCAGACAUCAUCCAGCUGAGUUCUCCUCGGAAUUCCCAUUGGCCUAAUUGAGGGUGGGGAAAUAGAAUAUUAACCAAGGGCGCUAAUUCAGGUCUCAUCGGAUAACACAGAAGAGCAAACGUCAGCAGGGUUGAGGGACACUUGUCUAGGGUGGGAAAUCCAGCUGCAUGAGCUUUUCUGUUCCAAUAAGAAGAGAUGAAAUGUGGAGGUAGCAUCAUAUGAAAUAUGGAAAUCUCUCAAGUGGAAUUAAAGAGGGUACUUGAGAUGUGAGUGAGAUCAUAGCAUAUGGCAUAUGCCUGAGCAGAGCAGAAAAAAUAGGAAAUAUGUAAGAUAGUAUGUUGAUGCAGUCAGGACAGUAUUGAUUGUGUCGGUGUGUGUGUGUGUGUGUGAGAAAGAGAAAGACAGAGGUGGGGGAGAGAGGGAGAAAGAGAGAGAAAGUAGAACCAUGACAUCCAAACCAUGUGUAAGACAGUGAUUGAAAUUAAUCAAAAAUAAGUAUAUGUGUGCAAAACCUAGAGCAUGUAUGUAUAGAAAUUUGUGUCCCAUUAGGCACCUACUUGUCACCUUAGUGACAUGUGCCCAUAAGAUCUUUUUGUGUGAGUAGUUAAGGAGAAACAUACAGUAUGGGUUGAAUUAGGUCUGCAAAUUUGCAGUGAUUGAUUCAGCAGAUCACUUCACUAGAUCCUUGAUCACAGAUUAAAAGUUGAUUGGCAGGCCCAAGAUUGAAAGGAUGUAACCGGGACGAGCGUAGCAAGUUUUUUCUUCCACUGGAUUGGUUGUCUCUCAAAUUUUCCUCCUAAAUGAACUGACUUUGGAUUUAAUUUAGCAAAAUAACAGAGUUGGAAGGGACCUUGGAGGUCUUCUAGUCCAACCCCCUGCUCAGGCAGGAAACUCUAUAACAUUUUAGUCAAAUGGUUGUCCUAUCUCACAACUUCUGGAGGCAAAUUGUUCCACUGUGGAACAAUUGGGUUUUCUUUAUAGCAGGCAGAGUCCAGUGCAGGUAGGAUUGGGAGUGCUUACCUUUAAGCGGCAGCUGUCUUUUAAAUGUAGAUUCUCCACCACAUAUGAGAUUGGAGCUUGCUCAGACUCAAAGGCAUUUUUGGCUCUGGUGGGCUGCUAUAUAGUUAGAGAUGCUCUGUAUUAGGGAGGCAAUAAAGAGGCUUUUCAGAGCAACAAAUAAUUAUAUUUGCUUAUUAAAUUGCAACCGCCCUCUUGUUUAACAGAAGUCCAGGACAUCCCUUCAAUAGGCGCAAAUAAUAUUUUUUACAAUUGGAGCAAUGUUUCAGCAAUUUAGUAAUUCCCAAGAUGCAGGUUAGGUACUGACUAUAUCAUUAAUACCAAUGUUCCUGAUACCAGUUUUCACUUAGUCUUAAGGGAUGGAAAGGCUAUUUUCUUAGAAAACAUUCAACAGGAUUGGGUGGUUGUGUUAUAUAAAGCAGGUCAUUGGGUUAAACCAGAAUAUGAUUUAUUUUGUUUGGACAUACUGUAUUCUGUAAACUUACAGACUAAGCUUUGUUAAUUUAGGUUUAAUUUAGGUUUAGUUUAUAAUGCAAGCCUUACCAAAAAAUGAUUGCUCUCCGCAACUCUGACAAAAAAGACCAAAAGAAAUUUUAAAAAUAAAACCAUUAGUUACUCCCCUUCUACUUCUUCCCUUGCUCAACACACGACUGAAAGGAGCUUUAUUUUUCUUGGAAGAGUUAUUCUAAAAGCAAUUUAUUAUAUUUCUGCUCUGUUACUUUGUGGCAUAGAAUGGUAUGGAGGCUUUAAAAGAAUAUAUGGGAGACUUUUUUGGAUUAUCUGGUAUUCGAGCAGCUGGAUGACUAGAUUAUAUUCUGGCUACUUCCAGUUCUUUGAUGUUGAAUUUUCUUUAUAUUUCUUAUUGCUUAUCGGUUGCUCUUCUUGCAACGAUUACAAAAACAAGUUCUGGAGGUGUCUAAAGGCCAGAUUUUGUAAAUCAACAGAGAAAGGAUAAGUUUGUGUUUUGACAACAUUAUCUUCUGCUAUACUAAAAAAACAUACCACUAUUUUUAAAAGAACAAGUACGGAAUAUCACAUGUUUUCUGAACAGGAAGAGUAGGUGAGAAAUCACAUGCUUGAUUUCUCACCUAUUCCGCUCCUACAUCAAACAUUUCUUGCCUUUAUAAAUCUAGCUCAUCAAAAAGAAGAGACAUACUUAACCUUUUCCUGACAUCUAAUCUGAAUGCAGAAUUUGGAUUGGUUCAUUUGGUUUCGCUGAAGUAGAAUAAUAUCCAAGCAUUUAAUUAUUUCCCCAAAUUCCAAAAUAAGUGCAGUCCCAGGAGUACAUGAUAUUCCUAAAUGUGUAGUUCAGCUACAGGAGUUAAAAACACUAGAAAUUAUUUGCUGUUCAAAUGUCCAGAUCAAACCUAGCAACCUGACCUGGUUUCUUGGAGGAUGACUUGCGUUUUAACUUGCACCUUUAGCAAAGACAGUUUUGGCCUAGAAAAAAUUACUUUGCCUUCACCUAACCUGGGUGUCAGCAACCCGUGGCUCCGGAGCCGCAUGUGGCUCUUUGGACCCUCUGCUGCGGCUCCCUGUCCCAUUACUGGCUGGCCCCACCCCCUUGUCCUCCCCUCCCAGUCACUCCUCACCUGGCCUUGGAAAUCCGAGAGAUACAGAGAGAGAGGGGAGAGUGGAAGAGAGAAAGAUACA
This is a messenger RNA of Pantherophis guttatus, 4229 nucleotides long. RefSeq names its product neurexophilin 4 (gene NXPH4). Gene Ontology annotation, molecular function: signaling receptor binding. Lineage: Eukaryota; Metazoa; Chordata; Lepidosauria; Squamata; Colubridae. The record is from RefSeq and is a predicted model, not a curated record.